GUCUUUGCUACGUGCAGCGCAGCAGAGACUUCUGCAGUUGAACAUCAUCGCCUUCAAUGCUUUCCUCGGUGCUUGCCAGAACUGCGUUCAAUGGCAGAGGUCCUUAGUUGCACUUGCAACUAUGGCCGGAAAUUGUGAUGUUGUGUCGUUCACUGCUGCAGUGACUGCGUGCGGAGACUCCUCGGCAUGGCGUCAUGCUGCCGGUUUGAUGGCGGAUGUGGAAGCGCAGGAUCUACAUCCUGACUUCUCGCUGCUUAGUGCAUCCAUGUCGGCUCUGACCGAAGGGGCCAGCACGUCUACCCAGCAAGGAGGGUGGCUGCGUGCUUUAGAGAUCCAGGGGGCCAUGCUUCUGGUGCGCCUUCGGCCGGGCCUUGGCAGCUUCAACUCGGCGCUUCGCGCCUGCCAGCGCGACAGCGCCUGGCAUGGUGGUGUUGCUGCGCUUUCUCAGAUGGGGCGCUUUCGCAUCUCCCCAGACGAGGUGGGAUGCGCAGCGGUGCUUCGUGGGUGCCAGCAGGAACAAGCCUACGCACCCCUACGCAGGCUACUGGAUGACAUCUCGUGCGGUCUGCUGGAGGAA
Molecule: messenger RNA, 577 nt
Organism: Symbiodinium pilosum
Lineage: Eukaryota; Dinophyceae; Suessiales; Symbiodiniaceae
Source: the annotation of a GenBank genome assembly